AUGUCGUUGGCAGUGGGUAAAACACGAAGUUCGAUAGAGAAUUCCAAAAAGUGUGCUUCAAAGCUAUGGAAGCUGUUUCCUCACGUUUUUCUCAUACUUUUACUCGUCGGAUAUGCCGCCUUGGGAGCGGUGCUAUUCUGGUGCAUUGAGGGAGGGAGUGGGUACCAAGCAGAAGGGGAAUAUCAUGAGUUUUUGGGUAAACUGUUGCGCAGAAUUCAGAAUUAUCCAGGUAAUUUGUCCAGCAAUUCUUCUCAAGAACAACAUUCGGUGAAAGAACUAGAGAAUGAAAUCAACGGGGGGUUCAAGUCCAUAUGGCUUCAACGUCCAGAGCGAUGGACAUUCUAUGGAUCCCUGUUCUUCUGUUGUACUGUAUUCACAACCGUGGGUUAUGGAGCGAUCUAUCCGGUGACCCUGCCUGGUAAAGUGGUCUGUAUCCUGUAUGCCAUGGUGGGUAUCCCCCUCAUGCUCCUGGUUAUCACAGAUGUGGGAGACCUCCUGGCCAUGCUCCUCUCCAGGGCCUACUGCCACCUGCACAGUCUUUUCUGCAGGUUGCCCCAAUACGGCCGCUGGUCCCCCUCCCAUGACACAGAGAAGCCAGGGCACGGGGGCCAGGGGGGCUUCCAGGACGGGACCUAUACCUUCAGCCAAGAGGUGGUGGUCCGGGAGCCCAUGGACAUCCGACAGGUCCUCCACAGCCAGCAGUCUGUGAAGCGCAAGUCCGUCCAGCUGCGAAACAACACAGAGAUCUUCAACCGCAUCAUUGCACGGGAGAACUUCAACAGGCAGGGCCCACUGGUGCGGAGCCUUUCCUGCCCUGAGCUGGACCGCAUGCCCCCCUUGCCCAAGGGCUUUGCCAUCUGGGACUUCACAGGCAUCGGGGACAAUAUGGACAAGCUGAACGUGCCGCUGCUCCUCAUCCUGGUGGUGGUGUUUGCCUACAUCCUGUUUGGAGGCCUCAUCCUGCCCCUGUGGGAGACAGAGUUCAACACCUUUGACGCCUACUACUUUUGCUUCAUCACCCUCACCACCAUCGGCUUCGGUGACAUCGUGCCCAACCACCCCAAGUACUUCAUGCUCACUUUUGUCUUCAUCAUCAUGGGCAUGGCCAUCAUGUCCAUGGCCUUCAAGCUGGGCCAGUCACGCAUCGUCAGCUGCUACCGCCAGUGCAUGCGCUGCAUCAGCGGGGGGAUGGUAGAGAGGUUUGAGGAGUUGGGGAGCGACUGA
Salvelinus namaycush (lake trout) is the source of this 1224-nucleotide messenger RNA. Its product is annotated as potassium channel subfamily K member 18-like. The transcript is spliced from 3 exons. Gene Ontology annotation, biological process: potassium ion transmembrane transport; stabilization of membrane potential. Gene Ontology annotation, molecular function: potassium ion leak channel activity. The record is from RefSeq and is a predicted model, not a curated record. Gene Ontology annotation, cellular component: membrane. Bases 1 to 1224 code for a protein of 407 amino acids. Lineage: Eukaryota; Metazoa; Chordata; Actinopteri; Salmoniformes; Salmonidae.